Messenger RNA from Micropterus dolomieu (smallmouth bass), 438 nucleotides. RefSeq names its product cysteine-rich hydrophobic domain-containing protein 1-like. The record is from RefSeq and is a predicted model, not a curated record. The transcript is spliced from 5 exons. NCBI's taxonomy places the organism in Eukaryota, Metazoa, Chordata, Actinopteri, Centrarchiformes, Centrarchidae. The coding region runs from base 1 to 405 and encodes 134 amino acids.
AUGAAGAUACAUUUUUAUUACCAUAUCAAUGCUCACAUUUUGUCUGUUGUUGCUUUUUUCAGAUUUGGACUGAGCAACAGAUUUGACACAGAAUUUCCCUCUGUUCUCACGGGAAAGGUAGCGCCAGAAGAAUUCAAAACCAGCAUCAGCAGGGUGAAUGCUUGCUUGAAGAAGAACUUGCCUGUGAAUGUGAAGUGGCUUCUUUGCGGCUGCCUGUGUUGUUGCUGUACAGUAGGCUGCAGUCUAUGGCCUGUUAUCUGCCUCAACAAGAGAACAAGACGGUCUAUUCACAAGUUGUUAGAGUGGGAAAAUAAUCGCUUAUACCACAAGCUGGGGCUGCACUGGAAACUCAGUAAAAGAAAAUGUGAAAGCAGUAAUAUGAUGGAAUACGUAAGUAGGCUCUAAGUUUUUUCAUGAACAGUUUUGAUUAUUUCUAUU